AUGAAGAUCUCUCUUGCUCUUUCCACCGCUCUGCUUGCGCUCAGCGCCAACGCAUUUGACAAGAACCAACUGGAAGCCUGGGGCAAGCGUGACUACCCCUGCGUCAACGUCUUCCAGGGAAUCCCUGAGAACUCGACCGUCUCCCCGGGAUCCAAGAUCACGCUGCAGUUCAACCGGGCCAGCACCACUCUCUGCGACGAUAGCUUGGCCCAGUACCCUGGAAGCCCCUAUUCCAUCUGGUUGUACAACAACCCGGUCCGGAACCUCGACAUGAUCCAUUUCGAUAAGGAGAUCAAGAUCGCCGAUGGUAUUCCCGAGAAGGAUGGCACUGUGACUUUCACGAUCCCGAGGAACGUGUCCGCUGUCAAGGAUGACUCUGUCUGGUAUCUGCGCCUCAGUACCUCUCUGGCCACUGCGCCUCAGAUGCCGACCAUUUUCAACGCUGCUGGACCUUUUGCCAUUCGGUAA
This is a messenger RNA of Aspergillus terreus NIH2624, 468 nucleotides long. RefSeq names its product GPI anchored serine-threonine rich family protein. The coding region runs from base 1 to 468 and encodes 155 amino acids. Lineage: Eukaryota; Fungi; Ascomycota; Eurotiomycetes; Eurotiales; Aspergillaceae. The transcript has 3 exons. The record is from RefSeq and is a predicted model, not a curated record.